Messenger RNA from Mercenaria mercenaria, 2748 nucleotides. RefSeq lists its product as uncharacterized. Gene Ontology annotation, cellular component: nucleus. Lineage: Eukaryota; Metazoa; Mollusca; Bivalvia; Venerida; Veneridae. The record is from RefSeq and is a predicted model, not a curated record. Gene Ontology annotation, molecular function: DNA binding. The coding region runs from base 791 to 2665 and encodes 624 amino acids. The transcript is spliced from 8 exons.
ACACCGUCGUAAAGCAUUUGGGUAACAAUAUCACAUCAUCUAGGCGUUUGUUGUCUUUACACAGCAGCGAAAACCUAGCGUUACCGACUUUAUUCAUUAUUUGAAUAUCCCGGUUGUUUCAACUCACUUCGGUGCAAUUGUUUACAUAGAGACUCGCAUCAGCUGGGGAAUUCCAUUUACAGCGCGCAUGCGCAGCAAUUGAGGCCCCUUGAAGGUAACUAUCAGUUAAAUGAUACUCGUAUUUGCAGACGAUGUUUUAAAAAUAUCCACAGAGUAAUAAAAUAAAACAGUGAAAGUCAGGAAAAAAUCACCAUGUCCAAUUAACGACCAACAAUUACACGACCUUAAAUUAUCGAUUAAAAAUAGGAACCAAAAUGAACGGAGAUUUACCUCCUAUACCGUAUACAGUACGUAUCUAUUGUUAAUACAUAUUUAGCACAAAGAGAAAGACAGUAGAUAUGGUGUUCGAGUGGUUAAGGCGUUGGACUUGCAAUUUUAAAGUGCGGGAUCGAUUCCUACUCACGUCAUUUUUUUUUUUAAUUUGUUAAUUAAACUGAAAGUUGUUAUUUUUUAAACUUGUUAAUUAAACUGCAACUGAAAGUUGUUAUUUUUUAAACUUGUUAAUUAAACUGAAAGUUGUUAAUUUCCUUUUUAAAAACAUUUUUUCAGUCGGCUCAGAACGUCCCGUUGGACACAUUAUUUUCUUUUUUUUAAGGUUUUGCAAACGUUCCUACGAAUGAGCUGAAAACUCCUAUCUGUUGAAUUCUUAUCUUAAUCUUAGGUCAAGAACAUGCCAAAGCAAUACACCGAGGACCAACUUAAGCUGGCAUUGUCAGCAGUCCGGCAAAAGAAAAUGAAAAUAAAGACGGCUGCUCGGCUUUACAAUGUGCCGAAAUCUACUUUAUUUGAUAAGGUGAAGGGAACAUACAUCGGCAAACAGCGGGGACCGGCGAGGCAGCUUCUCCCUGAUGAAGAAGAGUCUCUGGUUCAGUACUUACUGUACAUGGCUAAUCAGGGGUUCCCGUUGACAAGGGCCAUGAUGAGAUGUUAUAUUCAAGAAAUAGUUCUUCACUCAGGUCGAGAAACGUUAUUCAAUAUACAGAAGGGCCCAUCUGAUGACUGGUUUGUGAAGUUUUUUAGUCGCCAUCCAAACCUAGCACAAAGGAAACCGGAGAAUAUGGAUAAAGCUAGAGUGUCCAUGUCUUCAAAAAAGAUGCUUGACGAGUUCUUUCCCUUUCUAGAAGGUGUACUGGAUAAAUAUGGAAUACGAGACAAACCUCACAGGAUUUUCAACUGUGAUGAAACAGGAUUCACAGGGAAAGAAGCUCCACGGGCAAAAGUAAUCGGACCCCGCGGAGGACACCUGUUCAGACGUAAAACAGUUUCUGCUGACCAUGUGACAGCUCACCUAUGCGUUUCAGCAGAUGGACAUUUUUUACCACCUGCAAUAAUUUACAAGGGAUCAUUACCACAUCAGCACUACAAAGACAGCGUCCCAUCCUCAUGGCACUUCGGUCACAGUGAAAAUGGCUAUAUGGACCGUGAUCUUUUUCACAAAUGGUUUGUCAACGUGUUUGUCCCUAACUGCGGCAGAGAGAGACCCGUAAUACUUGUAAUGGACAACCAUGACUCUCAUAUAAGUAUCGCUGUCAUUGAGAAGGCAAUAUCAGAAGGUAUUGUGCUUCUUGGUCUGCCUGGGCAUUCCACUCAUAUCCUGCAACCUUUAGACGUCAAUAUUAUAUCACCGCUGAAAGACGCGUACACGAAAGUGGCAGCCGGUCUUGGCUACAUAAAUACCGCUGUCAGUGUUGGGAAAGCCAAGUUUCCGGUCGUCUUAAAGCAUGCAAUGGACAAGAUUGCGCCAGCUACCAUAGUCAACGGUUUCGCUAAAACUGGCAUCUGUCCGUUCAGUCCUUCUGUGAUAGACACGUCACAGAUAGUAGAACCGACUUUCAGAGACGACGCAAACGGAGGACCAGAUGAGCCCGAGGUGAGGACCUGUGGUACCUGUGGGUCUUACAUUACUAACCCAUUGGUGAGAAGAGGACUCAUUUCAAAUUCACUGGCAAACAUUCUGGUACCCCCUCCCACAAAACCACAGAAUAAACAGCAGAAAAGAACACGGGUUGUAGCCGAGGGCAGACUUAUCAGCGGCAAUGAUAUGCUGAGUCAGCUAAAGGAGAAGGAAGAACUUGCUGAAAAAAAGAAGAGUGAAUCAGAAAAAAGGAAAACGGAAAUGGAAAUGAAAAGAAAACUGAAAGAAGAAGAUGAUAGGAUGAAAAAGAUAAAGAGAAUGAAAGAAAAAGAAGAAAGAGAAGCUAGAAAGCUAAAGGACAAAGAAAUGAAAAGUAUUAGGAAACAGAAAAAAAAGGAAGAGCAAGAACGAAAACAGAAGGAGAAGGUGGACCUUAAGAGAAAACGUCUAUUUACUGAGGAGCAGAUCAUGUCAGCGAGCAUGUAUGUAUGUGGCGACUGUAAAGAGAAGGGGAGGCCAGAUGAUGAGAUUAACGGCAUUCUUUGGUUCGGCUGCGACGAAGAGACAUGUGGAUUAUGGUUUCAUGAGCAUUGUCUGACACAACAGGCCAAGGAAUAUCUUUGGGAAAGUUUAGAAAAUGGGGAGGAGUGGUUUUGCCACAGGUGUAAGCCGUGGCUUUACGAGGAGUAGACUUGAUUGUUGAAUUCCAUAUCUGUGAUAUUCAGUUUGAGCCAGUUUUAAUGAUAUCAUAUGAAUAUAAAUUUUAACCUGUG